AUGCAGUAUAGCAAGAAACAGUAUAUGAAGCUUCUCAUAGUAAAGGUCCUACAGCCCAUCCAAGAUAAGUUGCAGAAGUAUCUAGAGAAACCCCAAACGUACAAGGACACCGUGCAAUUCCUACAGAAGCUGGAAGAUGCCAUGCCCGAACGUCAAAAGACAAGAAAUUCCCAACAACGGGAUGGUCACAGCAGCAGCGGUAAUGAAUACCAGGCAGCCCCAAACCAUCACCGCACUAAAGCGAGACCCCCCAUAGAUAAACAUAAGAAGGAUGACCAGUUCCCCCAAAGGGACAAGGCCGCUACGGGCAGAAGCAGUGGCGGAAACCCAAAGAAAAAGGAACAUAGGAAGCCUAAAGGGGAUCAGACCAAGUCCACCUGCAACUAUUGUGGCAAGGAAUGCUUAGAAGAAGCUAAAGAAGCAUAA
Molecule: messenger RNA, 426 nt
Organism: Talaromyces rugulosus
Lineage: Eukaryota; Fungi; Ascomycota; Eurotiomycetes; Eurotiales; Trichocomaceae
Exons: 2
Coding region: 1-426 (141 amino acids)
Source: RefSeq, a predicted model, not a curated record